AUGUCUAUUAACGAUGCAACUGGCCAUGGCAAGGCACCGGUUCAUGAACGAGAUGCUCAUCCCCAUGAGCGACGGCUUGUCAAUGUGCAGCCCGCGCGUCUAGAUGACCUGCAGCCGAAAUAUGCUCAAACGAUCAAACAUGAUGGCGAAAACCCAGAUGCGCAUGGAUGGUAUUCAUCGUACAUUCACAGCUUGGGACAAUGUAUCGGUUUCUGUGGAGCCUUUCCAUGCUGCAUCUGCUGCCCCAACCCAUUCAAGCCGGUCAACCAGGGCCAGGUCGGCCUGGUCUCGAAGUUCGGACGCUUUGAACGGUCCGUAGAUCCUGGCCUGGUCAAAGUAAACCCACUCAGCGAGCACCUGAGGACGGUGGACGUCAAAAUUCAGAUAGUCGAAGUGCCUCGUCAGGUCUGUAUGACCAAGGAUAAUGUCACCCUUCAUCUCACCUCGGUUAUCUACUACGGAGUCGUCUCCCCCCACAUAGCCGCCUUCGGCAUUGCGGACGUGCGACAGGCGCUCGUCGAACGCACCCAGACCACGCUGCGCCAUGUAAUUGGAGCCCGCGUCCUACAGGAUGUAAUCGAGCGCCGGGAGGAGAUUGCGCAGUCGACAUCGGAGAUCAUCGAGGAGGUUGCCGCCGGCUGGGGUGUCCAGGUCGAAUCCAUGCUCAUCAAAGACAUCAUCUUUAGCGAUGACCUGCAAGAUUCGCUCUCCAUGGCUGCGCAGGCUAAGCGGAUCGGUGAGAGCAAGGUCAUCGCUGCUCGCGCCGAAGUCGAGUCAGCCAAACUGAUGCGUCAGGCUGCCGAUAUCCUCUCUUCUGCUCCGGCCAUGCAGAUUCGAUACCUGGAAGCAAUGCAAUCAAUGGCCAAGUCGUCGGCUAGCAAAGUGAUCUUUUUACCAGGAGUGAAUGGCAACGUGUCGGCGCAGUUGGCCGCCGCGGACAAUGCGGGUGAGGGUCCGAGCAGGUACGGCCAGGAGCAGCAAGAUGAUGGAUUCCAGCGUGCGAUGAAUGCUCAGGUCAUCGAGCAUAUUUAG
Penicillium lagena is the source of this 1032-nucleotide messenger RNA. Its product is annotated as slipin family protein. Gene Ontology annotation, cellular component: plasma membrane. Lineage: Eukaryota; Fungi; Ascomycota; Eurotiomycetes; Eurotiales; Aspergillaceae. The coding region runs from base 1 to 1032 and encodes 343 amino acids. The record is from RefSeq and is a predicted model, not a curated record. The transcript has 4 exons.